AUGAAUAUCAAGGCAGAAAAUCAAUCACCAGUUUCUCCAGAUAGAAAACAAGCAAGGGCUAUGGUUAGUACUUGUCGACCAGAUGGUGGUCGAUAUUGUUAUUUAACAGAGGCUCUUGAAUUGAUUCUUCUUGGUGAAAGGACAAAUAGAACAGAUAUACAAACACUUCUUAAUACUAUACAUGACAAUGAAACACUUGAUUGGAUGCUUGUAUUAGGAAUUCAACAAUUGAUCUUAUUUGGUCUAGGCAAUCCAACUAAUAUAACUAGCGAUCUUUAUCGACUAAUUCAGAAUCUAGCAGUAAAUGGUUCCACGGGUGUUUUUUGGAAAGAUUUAAAACCUUAUAUAAUACGUUUUGCCAAUCGUCCCACUGCUAUUAAACUUCUUGGAUUUCUUUUUUAUGAUGCACCAAAAAAUGCCAAAACAUAUAUUAAUGAUAUUUAUCUUCAAGAUGUUAAAGAUAAAAAUUGUAAAAGAGCAUUAAGUUUAUGGUUUGAUUCAAUUACAGAUCCAAUAAGAAAUCUUUGGGCACUUCGUUUAUUUGAUGCAAGUGGAAAACCUCCAGCAAAUCUUUUAGCUGCUAAUACAAAUUGGCUUGGUAAUUGGAAUAGUUGUCAUAAAGUCAAAUAUUCCAAUGAAUCAUCUUCAUUUCAAUUUCAAGGACGUUAUUGUCGAGCUAAAGUUCGUGCUCAACCAUCAUUACUUGCUUUAGCUGGUGGUUCACUUGAAGGUUUUCCUGGUAAUCCAGAAGAAUUAGCUGCUAUUGAUCUUGGUUUAUGUGUACCAGAUUUUUGUGGAAAUGAAGAUAUAGCAUCAGUUGUUAAUAAUACUGUUCGAUUAUUAACAAUUCAUCAAUUAACCAAUAUUCGACAUGUUGACGAUGUAUUAUGUGAAAGUUCAGCUAAACUAAAUGCAGCUUAUUAUGUUACAUUAGUACUUAUAACAAUUUUAACAGUCAUUGUUAUAUUAGCAACAUUAUAUGAUUGUUUUUUUCGUACAAUAUUAAAUAAACCAUAUGCAACAAUAAGUACAUUAUCAUUACAAAAUAUUCGUACAUUAUGUAAUUUGACACCAUCAGAUGAACGACCACAUGGAAUUUUUUAUAAAGCUUUAAAUUCUUAUCACUAUCAAUUUUCUAAUCGUCUUCAAUUACAUGGAAUUAGUUAUUCAUCAGAAGUUGACAGAACUAAUGUAUUACAAAGUCGAAAAAAUUGGUAUAAUAGUAUUAUUUAUAAAUUUCAUCGAAUUGCUAUUGAACUUUCAGCGUAUACAGCUAUCCUUAAACCAAUGUCAAAUACAGGUGCAAUGAAAUGUUUAAAUGGUAUUCGUGUUCUUUCAAUGUUAUGGAUCAUAUGGGGUCAUACAUAUAAUUAUAUUGGUGAUCAAAGUUAUUUUUUACUUACUCAAAAUGCACUUGAUUUAUUAGAUCUACAAAAAACACGUGUAGAUGCACAAAUUAUAAUUAAUGCAUUAUAUGGUGUUGAUACAUUUUUUCUUAUAAGUGCUAUGUUAGUUACAUUAUCAUUAAUGCGUAUGUUAAAAAAAAAUGGUAUGCCUAAAUGGUAUUUUUGGCCACUGAUGUAUCUUGAACGUUAUUUACGUCUUAUACCACCAUAUAUAAUGAUAUUUUUAUUAUAUAUAUAUGUUGUACCUUAUAUUGGUCGAGGACCAUUAUGGACAACAGAAAAUUUUCCAAUGAAAAAUGCUGAUUGUCAUGAUUAUUGGUGGGCUUAUUUUCUUUUAGUUAAUAAUUUUGUACCAGGAGGAAAAGGUACACGAUGUUUGGGAUAUUAUUGGUAUGUCUCAAAUGAUUUUCAAUUAUUUCUUAUAGCACCAUUUCUUAUUGUACCAUUAUAUUAUUUUCCAGUAAUUGGUUCAUUUAUGUUAAUUGGAAUUUUAGCAGCAAGUUCCUGUAUAUUAGGAUUUAAUAUUGCAAAUACUUAUCGCGUUGGACACAUUCUUCCUACACUUCAAGCUAUAUGGGAAGAUACUUAUAUCAAACCAUAUUGUCGUGCUGGUCCGUAUGUUAUUGGUAUUGUACUUGGUUAUAUAUUUUUUAAAACUGAUAAAAAGAAAAUUCAUUUACAUCCACUACUUCAUUUAUUUUAUUGGUCAUUAACAAUUGCUUUUAUGGCAACAAGUAUAUUUGGUAAUUGGAGAAAUCAUGAAGAAGGUGCUGUACCAAUGCCUCCUAAUGUAUAUGUACUUUACUUUGUUUUAUCACGUAUUGCUUGGCCAUUGGCUAUAGCAUGGAUUAUAUUUUCAUGUUAUAAAGGUCUUGCACCACUUAUUGAUAGUAUAUUAUCAUGGCGUGGUUUUACAUUUUUUGCUUAUACAUCAUAUACAACUUAUUUAAUACAUCCAAUGAUUAUGGUUUAUUAUAUGUUUGCUCAACAAAAUUUAUUUCAUGCAACUGAUAUAACAUUACUUUAUUUAUUUUUUGGUCAUUUAGUAUUUGCAUUAUUACUUGGAUUUGUAGCACAUCUUGUAUUCGAACGUACAUUUGGUGUUCUUAUUGGAUUAAUUUUACCAAAACGUCAACGAUAA
This is a messenger RNA of Rotaria sordida, 2547 nucleotides long. NCBI's taxonomy places the organism in Eukaryota, Metazoa, Rotifera, Eurotatoria, Philodinida, Philodinidae. The record is from the annotation of a GenBank genome assembly.